AUGCUUAUAAAUCUUAAAGUGAAAACUUUGGAUGCCCAGACCCAUGAGUUCAGCAUUGACAAUGAGAUCACAGUGCGUGAAUUUAAGGAUAAGGUGGCGGAGAAAACCAACAUUGCUGCCGAUCAGCAGCGUAUUAUCUACUGUGGUCGUGUUAUGGUCGAUGACAAACAGUUGAAGGAAUAUGAUGUUGACGGCAAAGUGGUUCAUGUGGCUGAAAGGCCUCCUCCCUCUCAACGUUUGGCUAACUCGGAGUCCUCGAGUUCCAAUACAACUGGUUCGGCAAAUGAACGUCGAACUCGCGGUAGAACUGGGGCUGGUGGUAUGCGCAAUUCACCCCUGUUUCGAGCUUUGGAUGGUAUGGUUGUCGGUACUAUGGCUUUUCCGGUAAAUGCGAAUGGCAAUACUCAAACUCCAGUAAAUCCUUUGGCUGUAUCAUCAUCUUUUUGCAUGAAUCGUAUUACCGUAGCUAGGCAUAUGCUUGACUGUGCUAAUAAUAUUGCUGCCUAUUUGGAAGAUCCAUCUAGAGGUUUAAAUAAUCAAUCUCUUGAUAUUUUGGCACGUGGUCGUUGGACUAUGGAAUCUACGGUCGUUGAGGUAGGUAUAACAUCGGAUAUACCACAAAGUCAACAGAUUGUUGAAAUGGUACAGGGAGCUGUACAGGCAGCAUUACGUCGUAGCGGCAAUACUAAUGUAACACUAGUACAAUUGCCCCCAGUAUUUAGUUCAGAGGAAUCUGGAACUAAUACCAAUAAUGGCACAGCCACCGCCACAACUAAUGCAACCACCGCAGAUGCAGCCGAGCAAAAUACACCAGCUGCAUCGGUGAUUAUUGAAGAUAUCGACGAAGAUGACGAUGAUAAUACACCAACAAAUGAGCAGAAUAAUUCAUCUGCUACUACACAAUCCACAGCAGACGAUAAUGCUGCCAAUGAAGAAAAUGCCGGCUCAUCAAGCCCAGCUGAAGGUUCUGAUGCUAAUAAUGGCGAUGCAUCCAGGCGCCGUACUGGAACACGAGUACUUGCAGGUGUAAUUGAACAAAUGCGCCAAGUCCAGGCUAGAUUAAAUCCAUUUGUUGAUCAAUAUUAUGCAUUGUUGCAAAAUGACCAAACCUUUGAGGAGAGUGACACAAAUGGUCGUGAAAAUGCUCAACGUCUAUUUGAUCGAGUUUCCGAAGCAUUCCACUAUUUGUCACAUGCACAGCAUGCAAUUUCUGAUUUGAUGUUGGAUGUUUCACAAUCUGCUCCGAGAUAUUUAACUUGUCGUCCGAUAUUAAUAGAACAAAGUGGUUAUGUUAGUUCUAAUAACUUCAUUACACCCGCCAUGUUCCCAGCUGCAUUGCGCCAAAACCAACAAGCCCAACGUAAUAAUACAACUACAAAUAAUACAACACCAUCGACAUCUAAUACAACGGGUUCAUCAACAAAUACAACAGCUCCCGCUGCAUCAACUUCCAACACUUCAUCUGCCAAUGGUGCUGAUACAAACAACGCUACCGUCGAUGAUCCAGUUGACGAUCCAGUCACCUGGCCGCCCAUUAUAAAUUUUGGUGCCCCCACAAAUGAUAGUAAUGCAAACAAUGCCAAUGAUGCUGCUGGUCGUGCCCCAGCUCAAGGUGGUACCUUAGAAAUUGUUUUACAACCUACACGAGCAUAUUACUUAGAACGCAAUUUCCAACGUCAAGUUGCCCGUUUGCUACAAAAUGUAGUCAGUGCAGCACCAUUUGAUACUGAAUUUCAUGUUCAUAUUAACAGUCCAAAUGUGGUAUCAAUUGAUGUACCCAUUGGUGCGGCAGCCACUGGCGCUGCUGCUUCAGGAACCGGAGGUACUAACUCCGAUAAUGCUGCACCCACAACAACAUCCACAGGCAGUAACGAUAAUGCCACAGCGACAACCGCUAAUUCAACAUCGUCCACAACUGGAAAUAAUGCUAAUCCGGCUCGUGUUACCACAGCUACACUACCAACAACUUCAACACAAACUCGUUCAACAUCACGUCCACAAGUACACAUUGGUAAUAUACCCGUUUUGGGUAUGCCUCCCGGUUGGAAUGGUCGUGUCUUACCAGCAAAUAAUGUAUCAUCAUUUGAUCGUUUCUUGUCAUGUAAUAGCCAUCAUGUUCGCGAUCAUCAGGGCAAUGCUAAUAAUGAUAAUACUGGCCGAAAUACAAAUCAAAAUAAUACAAGUACAUCGGGAUUGGGUAGCCUUGCUGCUCGUAAUCGAGCAAAUAUUAUUACACGACGACGUAAUAUGUCUGGUAUUUUACAACGUGUACGCCGUGCCUCAGCAGCUCGUACAGUGGGUUCAACAAUGACUGAUCCAUCACCGAAUGCCAACAAUAGUGCAUCAUCUUCAUCGUCAGGAAGUAAUCUUCUCUAUCAGCUGGGUAAUCGCAACAGCGCAGCUUCUUCAACAGAAACACGAAGGCUUAAUAUACACAGUCAGCUAAUGACAUUUAUCGAGAAUCAAAUGUUUAAAGGACAACCUAUCAAUGAGGAGAAUAUGAGUCCAGCCAUCAAUCGUGCUGUCCAAUGGUUUGGGGAAGCUCUGCUAUAUUUGCCACAAUACGAGAAACCCGAAUAUAAUUCUAGGGAUUCCCUAUUCAACAUUUUACGGGCCACUCUGCCAAUUGUCAUAAAUCUAAUGAACAAGAAUCCUGUAAAUUUGGCAGAUUUCGAGCAGAAACUGCGUAAGAUAUGUGAGGAAUUUAGAAAACGUUUGUACAGUGUCUUAAUCGUGUGUAUUGGUCGUGCUAAUGCUGACAUCUAUUGGGGUCAAUUGAUGCGUUUACUGUGUGUAUCUAUACAAUCAAAUUUCGAUGGAGAAGUUGUAGAAUUUUUGACUCUUUACUUAAGUCCCAAUUUACCAACCAGUUCCGAUGAAAAUGAUGCCCAACAAUUUAUAGUACAUCGUAAUUCAACCACUAACAAUAGUAGUAACAGUGUACCCUUGCCCAUGGACACAGAUGAAGAAAUGAACGAAGUGGCUGGCACUUCUCAGACUGAAGUUGAUGACGAACCAUUACCAAAUGUUGUUGCAGGUUCUUCGCCAUGGCAUCGUAACUUCCCCAAUGAUUGGUUGCCGAUUAUAACACGUGAUAUACAAAGACAAACUGAAAAUCCCCCCAAUCAGCCACCCUAUUCAGAUGCUUACAUAUCAGGGAUGUCAUCUAAGCGAAGAAAAUUAGUCCAGCACACUAAACCUCCUACAGAAAUUAGAGCCCUAAUAGCUGACAGUGUUGGCAAAGCCAUACAAAAUGCUGGCGUUGGAUCAUCAACUGCUGCAAACCAAUCACAGACGCCCGAAGAAAUUGCACGAGCAAUUGCUAAUGAUACAGCUGUACAGUCAUCCUGCACCGAUGCCAUACGUACCCAGGUCCGUGAACGACUUGAAAAAGAUCCCGAUUAUCAACCAGAAAAAUAUCCAAAAUCUGCAAAAUUUAUACAAAAAUAAUAAACUAAAA
Molecule: messenger RNA, 3460 nt
Organism: Musca vetustissima
Lineage: Eukaryota; Metazoa; Arthropoda; Insecta; Diptera; Muscidae
Product: mucin-19
Exons: 13
Coding region: 1-3450 (1149 amino acids)
Cellular component (GO): BAT3 complex
Molecular function (GO): polyubiquitin modification-dependent protein binding; misfolded protein binding
Source: RefSeq, a predicted model, not a curated record